UCACAAAAGUCGAAGGAAAAAAGACGAACGAAAAUCUAAACCUAGGGUUUUUCAAGUUCUCCCAAAUAUCUCCACUGCUACUACUGUAAGAAAAAUUACCCAAACAAUCUAGGGUUUUUGAUAAUAAUUCUCGAAAUCUUCUUGCGAAUUGGUUCUUGAAACCCUAGAGUGAUGGAUUUUGAUGAUAUUGAGUAUUUAGAGAAAGGAGUAGAAGAUCCAGAGAAUUCAAAAUCUGAAAAUCAAUCAUCAGGCGGAAGAAAAGAAGGCGAGAAGAGUUAUAGAAGUAGUAGAAGAAGAACCGAAGAUGAUGAAAAUGGCGCUGAUGAAGAUGAUGAGAGGGUAACGGAUAGUAAGAGAAGUAGUAAGAGGUCUAGAGGAGAAAAUGGUAGUGAAAAGAGAGGAGAGGUUGAAGAUAGAGAUAGAGAAAGAGAAAGAUCUUCUAGAUCUGAAAGACGAAGCGGUGGUGAUAAAGAUAGGCAUAGAAGUAGCAGAGAUUUAGAGAAGGAGACUGAAAGAGAUAGAGGUGAUAGAGGAGAAAGACGUGAAAGAGAUGGUGGAAGGGGGGAUAGAGGUGGAAGGGAGAGGGAGAGGGAGAGGGAGAGAGAGAAGGGAAGUAGCAGAGAUAAGGAGAGGGAGAAGGAGAAAGAGAGGGAAAAGGAAAGAUCUAAAAGAAGCAGCAGUCAUUCGGGGAGACAUCGUAGUGACACUGAGAAAGAUGUUGAGAAAGAAGCUGUGAAAGAAGUUGUUAGGGGGAAGAGUAGAGAUAGAGAGAUUAGAGAAGCUAGAGAAAAAGAACGAGAACAGCGUGAUAAUGAAACAAGGGAGAGGGAGAGAGAGAUGAGCAGGAGAUUUAAGGAUAAGAAAGAAAAUAUGGAGCCUGAAGCUGACCCAGAGAGGGAUCAGAGAACAGUUUUUGCUUAUCAGAUGCCUUUAAAGGCGACCGAGAGAGAUGUUUACGAGUUUUUCUCUAAAGCGGGGAAGGUGAGGGAUGUAAGAUUGAUCAUGGACCGAAAUUCUAGGCGAUCAAAAGGGGUUGGGUAUAUUGAGUUUUAUGAUUCAAUGUCUGUGCCAAUGGCAAUUGCACUUUCUGGUCACCAGCUCUUUGGUCAACCUGUAAUGGUUAAACCUUCAGAAGCUGAAAAGAACCUUGUGCAAUCUACUGCUACUCCGGGAGGAUCAGCAGCUCUUGCUGGGCCUUAUGGGGCUGUUGCUAGGAAACUCUACAUUGGGAAUCUACACUUUAACAUGACUGAAGAACAACUUCGUCAGGUUUUCGAGCCUUUUGGUCCAGUGGAGCUUGUGCAGCUACCUCUUGAUCUUGAGACAGGCCAGUGCAAAGGAUUUGGUUUUGUGCAAUUUGCUCAGCUUGAACAUGCUAAAGCAGCUCAAAGUCUCAACGGAAAAUUGGAGAUCGCCGGGAGGGUUAUCAAGGUUUCUGCUGUUACAGAUCAUGUGGGAGUCCAGAAUGCUGGAGCUAAUGCAGCUGACUUCGAUGAUGAUGAUGGUGGUGGCUUGUCAUUAAAUGCCCAAUCCAGGGCAAUGCUGAUGCAGAAGUUGGAUCGUACUGGUGUUGCUACUAGUAUCGUCGGGUCUCUUGGAGUACCUAUGGUUAAUGGGCAAGGACCAGUUCAGCCAAUUGUAGGCCUUCCUUUAAAUCUGCAAGCUGGUAUUGUUCCUGCACUAGCUGUCCCUACUCCCAGUGAACCCAUUGGUAAUCCUUCCGAAUGUCUGUUGUUGAAGAAUAUGUUCGAUCCCGCCUCUGAGACUGAACCAGAUUUUGAUCUAGACAUCAGGGAUGAAGUCCAAGAAGAAUGUUCUCAGUUUGGCCCGGUGAAGCAUUGCUAUGUGGAUAAGCACAGUGCUGGUCAUGUCUAUUUGAGGUUUGAAACGGUAGCAGCCGCUGCUAGUUGUCAACGCGCAAUGCAUGCACGUUGGUUUGCUCGCAGAUUGAUUGCAGCCAUUUUCAUGCAACCCCAUGAGUACGAAGCUAAGUUCAGCAGCAGUGGUUGAUCUGAAGAGGGGUUAUGCUUUAGAAUUCUUUGCCAAUUUUGGAUUAAGUUUUUUUUGUUUUUAUGUUUGAAGUUCAGAAAUAUAUAUAUUAAAGGCUAGCCGAAGGUGCAAUGUCGAUCAACCUGGUGUACAAAUCUUGCUAAUUUGUGAUUAGUUGGUAAUGCAUCAUUCAGAUUAUUGUUAUUUUGUGGA
Messenger RNA from Papaver somniferum (opium poppy), 2202 nucleotides. Its product is annotated as RNA-binding protein 39-like. Gene Ontology annotation, cellular component: nucleus. Gene Ontology annotation, molecular function: RNA binding. Gene Ontology annotation, biological process: mRNA processing. The record is from RefSeq and is a predicted model, not a curated record. Bases 172 to 2010 code for a protein of 612 amino acids. Lineage: Eukaryota; Viridiplantae; Streptophyta; Magnoliopsida; Ranunculales; Papaveraceae. The transcript has 13 exons.